AUGGCCAGCACGUUUCUACACCAUUUACACACAGGGUGGCAUGUUGAUCAGGCUAUUGUCCAGGAAGAUGAGAAACUAGUGGUGGUGCGGUUUGGCCACGAUCAAUCAAAGGAAUGUGCUCUCACAGAUGAGCUGCUUUACUCCGUCAGCGAGAAAGUGUCAAGGUUUGUGAGUAUAUACUUGGUGGAUAUCGAAGAAGUCCCCGAUUUUAAUGAAAUGUACGAAUUGGAUGAUCCAUGCUGUUUAAUGUUUUUUUACAAGAACAAACACAUGAUGUGCGAUUUUGGGACUGGGAAUAACAACAAGUUGAAUUUCCUACUUGAUGAUAAACAAGAGCUAAUUGAUAUUCUAGAAACGAUUUUCAGGGCAGCAAGGAAGAACAAGGGGCUUGCCAUUUCACCUUACGAUUACAACGAUAGAAGGGUUGCAUAG
Huiozyma naganishii CBS 8797 is the source of this 432-nucleotide messenger RNA. It is a transcript of the gene DIB1, whose product is annotated as U4/U6-U5 snRNP complex subunit DIB1. Bases 1 to 432 code for a protein of 143 amino acids. Gene Ontology annotation, biological process: mRNA splicing, via spliceosome. The transcript has a single exon. NCBI's taxonomy places the organism in Eukaryota, Fungi, Ascomycota, Saccharomycetes, Saccharomycetales, Saccharomycetaceae. Gene Ontology annotation, cellular component: spliceosomal complex; U5 snRNP; U4/U6 x U5 tri-snRNP complex. The record is from RefSeq and is a predicted model, not a curated record.